Molecule: messenger RNA, 5766 nt
Organism: Bombyx mori (domestic silkworm)
Lineage: Eukaryota; Metazoa; Arthropoda; Insecta; Lepidoptera; Bombycidae
Gene: drpr
Product: protein draper
Exons: 19
Coding region: 421-3519 (1032 amino acids)
Molecular function (GO): scavenger receptor activity; protein binding
Source: RefSeq, a predicted model, not a curated record
GGCACCAUAGAUUAUACACUUGAGGUCGUCACCAUCAUUAAUUAUUACCGUGAGAUGUGAAAUAUUUGAUAAAAAUUGUGGUUUUGUGCAGAGCUAAGCUUAUUAAGAAUGCAUACAGAUUAAACAAUGAAUUAGCUCAACAAUUAAACGUGAGAAUUACAUAAAUCAUACGGCGACGAGUGCUUGAACUUGAUAUUUAAAAUUUAAUAUUUUAUUGUUUGUGUUAUUUUCGUCGAAGUGUUGGACAACUUGGCGCAAGUAUUUUACUAAAGUUUAUUGUUUUGAACUUUUCAAGUUUUGGGUUUGGCCAAAUUUUGUGGAGCAGCGUUCCACUUAUGCGUUGUCAAAAAGUAACUAAACUAUACGUUUUCAUUGAUUAAUCAGAUGAUCUUAUUUUCGAAAAUAUUUUAAUGGAACUCAAUGACUACAACACAAUUUAAGAUGUAUUUAAGGAUAUUUUCAGUAUUGAUUAUAACAGGGACCGUGGCAGCGCAACUGAAAGGUCCUAAUGUCUGCACUAGACAAGAACCGUAUACGACGAUAAUACGAGUAUCCAAACAACAACCUUAUCAGGUGAAGGAAAAAGCAUGGUGUUUCAGUAUGCUGCCCAGGUGUACUAAAUACAGUAUUAAAUUCCGGCAAGUGUUCAGAACUGAGACACUCACGAAAUAUAGACUAGUCGAAGAGUGUUGCGAGGGCUAUGCGCCGGACGCUGACGGCGAACAGUGCGUGCCUGUGUGCGUGGAGUCGUGCGUGCACGGUAAAUGUGUCGCGCCGAACACGUGUACGUGUGCUCAUGGAUAUGGGGGCCCGUCGUGCGAUAUAUCUUGUCCCAACGGUAAAUGGGGUCGGAAUUGUCAGAACGAUUGCCGUUGUCUUAACGGUGGUACGUGUGAACCUUUGACCGGGGACUGCGCCUGCACGCCCGGGUGGAGAGGCGACGCCUGCGAGCGCGCCUGCUCACCUUCUACGUACGGACACAAAUGUGACGAGAUAUGCCAAUGCAAAAAUAACGCGACCUGCGAUCCAUCUUCAGGAGCUUGUAACUGCAGACCAGGCUUCACUGGGCCUUUAUGCGAGCAAGAAUGUCCCGUACCGGGUGAAGCUUGUCCCCAAAACUGCCGGUGCCAAAAUGAUGGACAAUGCAAGAAAUUCACAAACGACUGCGAGUGUACUGCUGGCUGGACCGGAGAUGUUUGUGCUAACAGAUGUCCUGCAGGUCGAUGGGGAGAAAAAUGUGAGAGACCCUGCGAGUGUGCUAAUGGCGCUAGUUGUCAUCACGUUACAGGAAAAUGCCAAUGUGAAGCAGGCUUUACGGGGGAGAAGUGUUUGGAUAUAUGUCCGAUCGGUACGUACGGCGUGGACUGCGCGCACACGUGCACGUGCGAGCACGGCGGCGCGUGUGCGGCGCAGAACGGCUCGUGCACGUGCCGGCCGGGGUGGCGCGGCCCGCACUGCCAGCUGCGGGCCUGCGACGACGCCAAGUGGGGGCCGCACUGCGACAAAGACUGCGACUGUAAUCCUGAGACAACUGAUUUGUGCGACCCGUGGACCGGCACGUGCGAGUGCGCAGCGGGGUGGGGGGGCGACACGUGCUCGCGACAGUGUCCACUGCUCACUUACGGCAAGGGGUGUCGCUCUACAUGCCGCUGCGAAAACAACGGCCUCUGCUCGCCUAUCAAUGGUUCGUGCCUGUGUGCCCCGGGGUACCGCGGUCUCCACUGCGAGGAGAAGUGUCCCUACCCGCUCUACGGAGAUAACUGCGCCGACACCUGCGACUGCCACAACAACGCCACCUGCUCGCACGAGACGGGACAGUGCAGCUGCAAACCAGGAUUCGAUGGCUUGAAAUGCGACCGACCGUGUAACGGUAAAACAUUUGGACUGUACUGCAGACAGCCGUGUGACUGUGAGAACGACGCGCCGUGUAACCCAGUGACCGGGGAGUGCGUGUGCGGGCCGGGGUACACGGGCGCGCGCUGCGAGCGGCACUGCGAGCCCGACCACUUCGGCCAGGGCUGCUCGCAACCCUGCAACUGUUCCCGCCACGCGGUGCGCUGCCACCACGUCACCGGGGACUGCAUCUGCGAAGACACCUGGAGAGGAGUCCGUUGCGAGACGCAGUGCUCGGCGGGCACGUUCGGCGCCGCGUGCUCGGAGGCGUGCCGCUGCGCAAACAACUCGUCGUGCGCGGCGGACUCUGGGCGCUGCGUGUGCGCGGCCGGCUGGACGGGCGAGCGCUGCGACCGGCCCUGUCCCGAGCGCACGUACGGCGCCGGCUGCACGCAGCGCUGUCCCCACUCGCUGCCCGAAAAUACAACAUGCGAUCCCGUGACUGGCAAGUACAGCUGUGCGAGCGGCUACACGGGCGUGGCGUGCGAGUACCCGUGCCCGCUCGGGACGUACGGCCUGGACUGUCAGAACAAGUGCGUUUGUAAGAAUGACGCCGACUGUCAUCACGUCACCGGAGUGUGUCAGUGCCGGCCCGGCUGGCGCGGCGCCCAGUGCGGCGAGGCGUGCGGGCCCGGCUGGUGGGGCAUCAACUGCUCGCAGCCGUGCCGGUGCGCGCACGGCGCCGCGUGCCGCCCCAUCGACGGCUACUGCCGCUGCCCGCCCGGAUACACCGGCAACUACUGCACCCAGUUCUGCCCGGAGGGGUACUUCGGCGACCACUGCAUGGAGGCGUGCAACUGUCCGUCGGCCGGGAACUGGGUGUGCGACCCGGUGCGGGGCUGCGUGUGUCAGCGCGGCUUCAUCGGCGACGGCUGCGACCAGCACGCCAGCGAGGCCGUCGUUAUAGGAGAAGCUAAAGCAGGAUCGAACAGCGGUCUGAUAGCGGUCGUGAUCAUAUUGGCACUGCUUUGCGCCGCCGCCAUCGUCCUCGUGUUGCUGUACUACCGCAACCGAGUCAAGAACCUGAAGCGCGAGAUCGCGCACGUCGUGUACACGGCGGACCCGCACUCGCAGCCAGAACAACAACAUUUCGAUAACCCGGUGUACUCGUACCAAGGGUCGACUAGGAGCGACGACUCAGCGAGCUUGCUGAACAACGCGACUCACAUUGUGAACAACCUGGGCACCGGGAGUAAACUAUCCAACACGACCAUAGAGAAGCUGAGGAUGAAGGCAACAGCGUCGAACGAUGCGUAUGACCCCAUGUCUUCUAUAAAAAACAAAGAUGCCGAUGCCAAUAACCCCAACCUGUAUCAGUACGUUGAAGACAACAAAUUGGAUCAUGUUUAUGAUGAAAUCAAACACAAAGAAGGAUAUGAAAUCGAAUACGAUCAUCUCAACUACACGCCGCCGGCCAACAAAUGGAAGCCUCACUACCACCGGAUGCCGAAUGGAUUGACCGCAUCCAACGCGCAGUCCUCGGCGUCGUCCAGUUCUAACGGCGACGCCGCGACGCCGCCCAUCCCGCCCCUGCCGCGCCGCGCCACCACCCCGCCCCCCAACCCGCCCGCCGCCCCGCCCGCCGCCCUACAGAAUCUCAGCGACGACGGAACAUCAACACCGUGAUGUGCUCAGAACUCAAUAGUAAAUAACUCGGAAUAUAACGAAGCGAAAAGGUCGAAUAUCCAUUUUUUCAAUUUGUCAAUAGAGCGCUUUUAUUUUAACUCUUUACUCUUUAGAUUUUUUUUUGCUUGUAAGCACAUAAUGUUCUAGCCUAUAGUAAGUACCAUUGAAUUAAAAUAGAAGUUCAAUUUAAAAAAAAAAACACCACGAAAAAGCUAAUGAAAAAAUUUAGGAAAGAGAUCCGCUAAGUAAUUUUCUAAUUCUCAUAAGUAACGUUAAUUAUCGAAGAUUAGACUUAAGUGAUUACAAUGCCUAAAAUCAAUAUGUUUUAGUCCUACAUGAGACGAAUAUUGUAAUAGGCAGCUGCUCGACCGUCGCCCUAGCUUAUGAUUACUGCCAUCAAGCCAACAGUACAUUCGCCUUCAAUAACCAAAAUAAUCUUUUAAAAACAAUUAUCCGACUUUACGUCUCUGAUUUCAUGAUACAUUUAUCAAAUAUUGUGGACUGUCGACUGACUAGGUAAAUUAUAAUUGAUACUUUUGGAUUGUGAUAGAAAAUCGUCUCAACAAAAACGAAGAAACGUUGUUUUAAAAUAAAACUGGAUAUUCGAACUUUAAUGUCGAGAUAUUUUGAUCAUGUGAUUAACACUUUACUAUGUAUUUUAGUUACAGUAUUGGUUAUGAAAUAUUUGUACAGAGAACAACAGGAUGUAAGAAAAUGAGACGCGUAAGGUAAACUACGUAUUUUAGAUCUAAUUAUUUUUUAAUUUAAUCAUAUUGGAGCUUUACUUUUAUUUAAAGGCAGCGAAAUAUUAUAUUUUUCUUAAAUUACAAUUUUACUUUUCGUUACAUACUUUUGGAACGUUCAGAUAUAUGCAUAAAUUGAAUAGGGAUUGUUCUUAUAUAACAAAACUGUUAAUUUAGUUAUAGGCUUUACAAAUUUUAAUCUCUUAUUUUUAAAUUUCCUUAAUAACAUCAUGUUGUAGUGAAAAAUUUAGUUUUGAUAAUUAAUACAUUUUAUUAAAAAAAAAUUACGAUUAAUUUGUAUCCAAAAAAGAAAUUAUCACUAUUUUUAUUCAUUAAAAAAAUAAUCUCUGAAUCUUAUUUUUGUUAACUUUAUUUUUGUGAACAGUUUGCUUUCUUAUGAAAUUAAAAAAUCUUAUGUUAUGGCAGUUAAUUAUGAUUGAUGUUGUUUGGUAAAAAAGCUAUGGUUGUAAAAUUAAUAAAAACACUAGUAAAUACAUAUCGAUAGAACUGUUAUAUAAAUGUAUUUUUUUUACAAAAACUUUAAGUGUUCUAGUAUUACAAUAUAAUAUUUUUCGAAAUUUUCAAUGUUUGAGUACUAAACUAUCGUAGGAUAAGAUUAAGAUUUAUAAUUUACGUACUUUUAAGAGUUCUCAUGUGCUCGUGACAUGACACCGAUAAAUAUAUUUACUUCGAAUGAACGUUUUCAUAAUUCUAACUCAAUAAUGCAGUUGAAAAACAAACAAAAUAUUUUCUAGUUGUUUUGAGACAAUUUGUAUUUAAAAAAAUGAAUUUAGACUUAGUAAGAUGUACAUUUAUUUAUAUGCCAACACUAGAUCAUUUUUCGGAAACCACCAUUCCUUUCCGUGUUUUUUAUGUUAUUUAUAAAUGAAUUUUCUAAUAUAUCAAUGUACAUGUUUUGUUUCCAUUAAUAUUGUGUUGACAGUUUUAAUUUUUUUAAAUAUGUUAUUAAUUUUAUAAAAACUUUAAAACUAUACAAACCUAUAUAAAUUUAUUAUGUUACGCAUUUUAUCAGCUGUAAUGUUGUGCAUGUUAUUACGUGAGUAAUUCAGUUCAGAAUUAUAUUAACAUGAUGAAAUGAAGUAUUUAUAGUAUAAAUAUAAUAAAAUAAAAUAGUAAAAAAAAGUUGAUAAAAGGACUCAAAUUAAAGUGUUCGAAACUUUGCUCAAUAAGUGUCAAUUGAAAGCAAUGGAGAGCUUUAAUAGAUUUCUCAAAAAUAUUAAACUAAAUUUUAUAUCUAUUAGGGUGUAAUGAAAGAAACUUAAUUCUAAAAAAAAAUCUGUUAACUAUUUAUCGCAAUGAAUAAAAAGAAAAAGAUAUUUAUGAUGAUUUCUUUAAUGAAUUAAAAUGAAACGAAUUCGCUUAUGUUUCAUUCACUUGUGUUUCAUGUUUUCAAAGCAGUUUUAUUAAUCAACUUUUUUAUCGAUAAGGUUGAAUGUGAUAUUAUAAUUUAUAUUAUUAUGUAAAAAAUAAAUGAUUUCACUUA